Molecule: messenger RNA, 2599 nt
Organism: Mobula hypostoma (lesser devil ray)
Lineage: Eukaryota; Metazoa; Chordata; Chondrichthyes; Myliobatiformes; Myliobatidae
Gene: terf1
Product: telomeric repeat binding factor (NIMA-interacting) 1
Exons: 10
Coding region: 6-1190 (394 amino acids)
Biological process (GO): negative regulation of telomeric D-loop disassembly; negative regulation of DNA replication; telomere maintenance via telomerase
Cellular component (GO): nuclear telomere cap complex; chromosome, telomeric region; nucleus
Molecular function (GO): telomerase activity; G-rich strand telomeric DNA binding; ankyrin repeat binding
Source: RefSeq, a predicted model, not a curated record
UGAAAAUGGCGGCGUGCAACAGGAGCAAGGGGCGGAAUUCGGUGCAGAACAGUUUGCCUCUCAGUCGUGACUUUUCUCAAGUGAUGGAGGUGGCAAGCGGCUGGAUCGUGGAUUUUAUGUGUUACAGUCUCUACCGCUAUUUCGGGGCAGGAAUGAUCGAGGAGUUCCGAAUGAUAAGGGACACCAUGAAUGGUUUUGUUCAGCAGCCUUCCAUUAUAAAGUCCAAACAGGCAAAGAAGCUGCAUGUCUGCCAAAUCCUAUCUCGAAUUGUGGAAGGAAAUAAUCUUGAUGUCCAGUUUGAUAAAGAUGAAAGUAUAACCCCAUUGGAAUCUGCGUUAAUGAUUUUGAUUGAAAUGAUGGACAAUAAUGAGAUACAGAAAGAUGAGCUAUAUGCAGAUUUGAAGCUACUACUUCAAAUACAGUGUGUGGCAGUCUGCAUGCUGAAUGGAGACUUCAAGAAAGCUACUGAAGUUCUAGAACGGCAGUUUCCAGAAAAUAUCACCCAUGAAUUAGAUCCGGCCUUGAAAAGGAAGCUUUCUGUGAUUAUCACCAAAAAAGAUCCAUAUCAUAAAUUCCUUAAUAAUUUUAGCAACAAACGCUUGUUUGAGUGUGCUGAAUCUCUUGCAGGUAGAAUGCUAAGUGAGAAAAACUCAAACUUCCUGUAUCAAGCAGCACAUAAAGUAGUGGAGUCCCAAAAAAAUGGAGAUGCAGACAUGAGCAGUUCUGGAGAUGAGAGUAAUCAUGAUCAUCAGGAUGACAAAUGUGGGGAUUUAUUGCAAGACAUUGAUGAAGAGUUGAAUAACACAGAAUCUAAUAUGAAAAGAUCCAAAAAGCGACUUUACAGUUUUUCUCAUCACAAAGAGCUGAAACCAUUAAAAUUUGAAUCAACUGAAGAUUUCUUGAGGAAAAGAAAAUCAUCUUGGAAGGAGAAGAGAAUCACGAGUACUGGUCAUCUGGUGAAAAUUAAAAAGAAAAGUAUGUCAAUUAAUUCGGAUGUUCCAAGGAAGAGAAGACCUUGGCUAUGGGAAGAAGAUACGAAACUAAAAGAAGGAGUAAGAAAAUUUGGGCUUGGAAAUUGGACCAAAAUUUUGGAGCACUACGAGUUCGACAGUCGUACUAGUGUCAUGCUAAAGGACAGAUGGAGAACAAUGAAAAAGCUUCAUAUGGUCCACUCUGAUGAAGAGAGCUGAGAACUAGUAGCAUCAAAAAUUCCAUAGUUGGUACCCACCAUUGCGGUGAAGGGAUGGAUUGGUGAUCUUUAUAGCUUUUUAUUUAAUAUAUGCCAGGUGGAGACCAACCCAUUUUGCCUCUGCAUCGUUAAGUUUGAAGAAGUCCAUAUUCUUGUGGUAAACCUUGAAGACAACUUUGAUGCAUUUGUCAGAUCACUAAAAUUUACCAUCUAUUUGAGCACAUAAUUCUGUCUGUGUAUACAUAAAUCACUUUGCUUUUUGUGGUGAGGUGCCUUCCUUGUGAAGUAUGAAGACUGCAGAUAACUGCACGCUUGACAAUGCAUUCUGUUGUGUGUAGUAGAUUAUGAGGGAAGCUUUGCUACAUUUCGAGCAUUCCAGGUCUGCCCGGUGUCAACAUUAACACCUCUAUUCUACCUGUAUGUUACUGAGAACAAUCAAAGCAGAACAAAUAUGGAAGUUGAGUAAGCAGCAAGUAAAUGGGGAGUAACUUGUACAUGUUGUUUGAACUUGGAGCAUUCAGACCUUUACAUGAGUGUCAGUUGGCCAACUUUGUGAACUGCAUUUCCUAUUUGAUCUUGUAAAGUAAGAGUUAAAAUGUAAAAUUCAUAUCUAUUACAAUUAAGUGUUAUUGCAUUACCAGCAUGUACACACACUGUGGAAAUUCAAUAAUAUAUUCUAAAAAAAAUACAUUGUAUGUGAUAAAAUUUAUAAGGAAUAUCACUAUGUCAUUGUAACUAAUUUGCUGUUCUCACCCAUGUACUUUUAUUCAAUUGCAUUUGUUCUACAAUCACAAUUUAAAUCCUAAUGUCAAUACUUUUGGGGGCGGGGGGGGUGCACGGUCUUGCCUCUGCUUGUUGGACAGGUUUUAAAGCUUUUCAAAUCUGAUUUGGAGGAACAUGUAGCCUAGACAGUAGUCUCUGGCUGUGUGUAACCAGCUCAGAUUAAACUGGGGGUGGCUACUCAAAGGGCUAGAAGAGCCUUUUCUGCACUGCAUCAAAUAAAUAAAUAAAUUUCCUAAUUGGAAGAAAAACUAUGCCCACUUCUACAAAAAAAAAUGACAUUCGCAAUGGCUGAAAGAUGAAAAUUUGGAGUUUGCUAAUACUUGGGAACUAAAUCCAGGGUGAUUUUCAACAUUAUGCAUAUCCCAUAUUGGGAUUUAGAUGUUAUUUGUAGUAUUGUCUAUAUAUUGUAAGGUAAGUUCCCUACUUUUACAAGACCAGUGUGUACCCUGCAGUUAUUUUGUCCAUGUAUUAAGAUAGUCAUCUCCCUUCAGAUGGUGACAGCCAUUACAUGAAUUAGCCAAUAGCUUAAAGGGGGAAAAUCUCCUUUAAAAUUUUGAUUUCAUAAAAAUACUCUGGUACCUAUGUGUGUAUUAUUUCCAAUAUGUAAAGUAUGUGAAUAAACUUUAU